Messenger RNA from Caenorhabditis remanei, 294 nucleotides. RefSeq lists its product as uncharacterized. The record is from RefSeq and is a predicted model, not a curated record. NCBI's taxonomy places the organism in Eukaryota, Metazoa, Nematoda, Chromadorea, Rhabditida, Rhabditidae. The transcript is spliced from 2 exons. The coding region runs from base 1 to 294 and encodes 97 amino acids.
AUGUUGAUAGAAAGAAGAACUGGAUUCACUAAUACCAUACGAGUAUGCUUCUGGAUUAUCACAGCUCUCACUUUUCUCUGCGGAGUUUUGGUGGUGACCGCAUUUAUUGUGUUUGAUGUUGGAUUGUGUUGCAAGCUGAAAGGGCAUGGAAAUCUUUCGUUUGGCUUCUCGAUUGAUUUCUUGUGGCUCGUGGUGGCGCUCUACGCUUUGUCAUUCUUUAUUUGGCUGUUAUUUGUUUGGAAAUAUUUCUAUCAUUACAUUCCUACUCGUUUCCGACAACAGCAAGGUUAUUGA